AUGGAGACCAAAAUCCACCACCCGUACACCUGGAAGAUGGUGCUGUACAUCGUCAACGUCUGCUGGGCGUCGGCGGCGUACGGCUAUGCCAGCAGUAUCAUCGCCACCACCCUCGGCCAGCCAUCUUUCUACGCGUACAUGGGCCUUGACACCAACCCCAACACCGCUGCCCUGAUUGGUGCCAUGAACGGUCUGUACUACACAGGCGGAUUCUUCGGCUGCGUGGCGAUUGGCAAGAUCGCCGACCGCUGGGGGCGGAAGAUGUCCAUCUAUAUCGGAAUUGUUAUCGUUCUGAUCUCCAAUGCGCUGCUUGCGGGCUCGGUGAACACGGCGAUGUUUAUUGUGUUUCGCUUUUUCCAAGGCGUCGGUGCUUUCAUCGAGCUGGCUACCGUGCCGCUAUGGAUCACAGAGGUGGUACCACCCAAAGAUCGGGGCAUGCUGAUCGACCUGCACCCGAUCUUUGCCAACAUCGGCUACGUGAUGGCAUCGUACGUUGGAGUCGGUUUCUUCUACUACAAGAAUGCCGCCGGGAACGAGUGGCGCGCCCCGCUCGCGAUUGGAUGUCUGCCCUGCAUUCUGUGUCUGGUCAGCAUGCCCUUCGUGCCGGAGAGCCCUCGCUGGCUCCUUUUGAAGGGCCGCAGAGAAGAAGCAUGGCAGAUCGUCAAGAGUCUGCACCACUCACCCCACACAGACAACACCUCGUUCGCCGAGCGAGAGUUCUACCUGAUGCGCGAGCAGACCGAGUACGAGCGCACUCACAAGAUGACGACCUGGCAGAUGCUGAAGAGCCCUGCGUACCGCAAGCGUCUGCUCAUCGGCUGCGGGUUGCCGUUCCUUUUGCAGAGCUCGGGAGUCUUGGUCAUCAAUAAUUACGGCACCUUGUUGUACAGCGGUCUCGGGUUCGGUCCUGAGCAGCAACUCCAUCUCCAGGCUGGCUGGCUUGUUGUCUCGUUCGUUCUGAACUGUGUCGCCGUGCUAAUCGUCGAUCGCCUGCCACGACCGGUGCUCAUAACAAUCGGACUGGUCGGCGCCGCGGCGGCUCUGAUCGUCGAGUGUGCCAUCCAGGCCAGCUACCUGGGCACGGACAAUCGCUCUGCCCUCGCCGCCGGCGUCGCCAUGCUCUACGUCUACGUCUUCUUCUACGCCAUGUUCCUGGACGGGCCGACGUUUUUCUAUCUGGGAGAGAUCUUCCCAACCCACGCACGCUCCCAGGGCCUGACGCUGGGCAUGGCCAGCUUCUGUCUCGCGGACAUCGUCUGGCUGCAGGCGGCCCCGACCGCGUUCCAGAAUAUUGGGUGGAAGUAUUAUCUGUUUUUCAUCAUAAUCACGGCCGCCGGCGCGGCGUGGGCGUGGUUCACGUUCCCGGAUACACGAAAUCUGCCGCUCGAGCAGAUUGCGGUCUUGUUCGGCGACGUGGACCACCAAGCACCCGAGUUGCGGGCAAUACCAGCAGAGCCUGUGACCAAGAUUGCUCAGCAUGACGAGGGCAGGAUGGAGACAGAGAAACACGUGGAGCUCGAGGAGCGUGAGACACUGUAG
Molecule: messenger RNA, 1539 nt
Organism: Fonsecaea erecta
Lineage: Eukaryota; Fungi; Ascomycota; Eurotiomycetes; Chaetothyriales; Herpotrichiellaceae
Exons: 3
Coding region: 1-1539 (512 amino acids)
Biological process (GO): carbohydrate transport; transmembrane transport
Cellular component (GO): membrane
Molecular function (GO): carbohydrate:proton symporter activity
Source: RefSeq, a predicted model, not a curated record